Messenger RNA from Oxyura jamaicensis (ruddy duck), 2590 nucleotides. It is a transcript of the gene ACSBG2, whose product is annotated as acyl-CoA synthetase bubblegum family member 2. Gene Ontology annotation, cellular component: endoplasmic reticulum; membrane. NCBI's taxonomy places the organism in Eukaryota, Metazoa, Chordata, Aves, Anseriformes, Anatidae. The record is from RefSeq and is a predicted model, not a curated record. Gene Ontology annotation, molecular function: long-chain fatty acid-CoA ligase activity. The transcript is spliced from 15 exons. Bases 151 to 2358 code for a protein of 735 amino acids.
GACGAGCCGCUUCCAAUUGCGAGGCAGAGAGCACAUGACAUAAGAUGCUCCAGAUCUGCCUCGUGGGCGCUAGUUUAAAAAUAAAGGAUAUUACACGUUGCUGCUCGUCCGGAGAGGCUGCGGGAGGAGAAGCUGCACAAAGGCGAGGCGAUGCGUUGGACAAUGCUGUGUGAAUCAGAUGCACAUAUGGCACUUACAGAACCUGUCCACACAGCUUAUCUUAAUUUGGAUGCUCAAGGAAAUUGCAAGGUGUCAUUGGAUGAUGCACUGGUCAGCUCUUCAGCUAGAGCUGUUGAGGUCUACAACACUGAGACAGUUGAAGAUACUAAGACAGAGGGAUCUCAGAUGAACAAGCUUGGUUUCAAAUCCUCUUCACCUCCUCCCUCCAGUGUGUGGACAACACAACGAGAUGGAGAAGUCAGACUGAGGAUGGAUGAGCAGGGCAUAGGCAGUGAGGCUCCAAAGACUGUUCAUGAUCUAUUCCAGGAAGCUACUAGCAAAUAUGGUGACUAUUUUGCUCUUGCAUCUAAGAAAGGCGGCCAGUGGAUAAAGCUAACUUACAAGAUGUACUAUGAUGAGUGCUAUAAAGCAGCCAAAAGCUUUCUGAAGCUGGGACUAGAGCGUUUCCAUGGAGUGUGCCUCUUGGGAUUUAAUUCUCCAGAGUGGUUUAUUGCUGACAUUGGAGCUAUCCUUGCAGGUGGUCUUGCCGUUGGUAUCUACACUACAAACUCUCCUGAGGCCUGUCAUUAUGUAGCAGAGAACAGCAGUGCUAACGUUGUGGUUGUGGAAAACCAUAAACAGCUGCAGAAAAUCUUAGAAGUUCAGCAUAAACUACCUCAUUUGAAAGCUAUUGUCCAAUAUGGGGAAGAGCUAAAAGAGAAGAGACCGAAUCUGUAUUCUUGGAGAGAGUUCAUGGACCUUGGCAAAGAUGUUCCAGACACUCAGCUCCGUGAAAUCAUUGACUCACAGAAACCUAACCAGUGCUGUACGCUAAUAUAUACCUCAGGGACAACUGGACAGCCAAAGGGAGUAAUGCUCAGUCAUGACAAUUUGACAUGGACAUCAUUAGCAGCAGGACGUUCCAUAACGCUGGCAGAAGCUACAGAAAAGCAAGAACUGGUGGUCAGCUAUCUGCCUCUCAGUCAUGUUGCUGCGCAGAUGACAGAUAUUUGGUUAUCAAUUACAUUUGGAGCACAAGUUUUCUUUGCUCAGCCAGAUGCAUUAAAGGGCACCUUGGUAGACACCCUGCGGGAGGUGAGGCCUACUGCGUUUUUGGGAGUUCCUCGUGUCUGGGAAAAAAUGGAAGAAAGAAUGAAAUCUGUUGGUGCAAAAUCAUCAAUGCUUAAAAGAAAAGUGGCAUCCUGGGCCAAGGAAGUCGGGUUACAGACAAACCUGAAGUGGAUGAACGGGUAUUCUGAAGUCCCAGUGAACUUCCGCUUAGCCAGGCACCUGGUAUACAAGAAGGUUCGAAAGGCCAUUGGGCUGGAUCGCUGCACAAAGUGCUACUCAGGAGCCGCUCCAAUUACCAGAGAGACGCUGGAAUUCUUUUUAAGUCUGAACAUUCCUGUGUAUGAACUGUAUGGCAUGAGCGAGAGCUCUGGGCCUCACACAGUCUCUCUACCUCACGCAUUCAGGUUUACCAGCUGUGGAAAGGAAAUGACAGGCUGCCGGACACUGAUCCAUAAGCCAGAUGAAGAUGGCAAUGGGGAGAUCUGCUUUUCAGGAAGGCACAUCUUCAUGGGCUACUUGAACAUGGAAGAGAAAACCAAAGAGGCAAUUGAUGAAGAUGGCUGGCUGCAUUCAGGUGACCUUGGCAAGUGUGAUAAAGAUGGAUUCCUUUACAUCACUGGCAGAAUUAAAGAGCUCAUCAUCACAGCAGGAGGUGAGAACAUUCCUCCCGUUCCAAUUGAGGAUGCUGUAAAAGAGGCCGUUCCCAUCAUUAGCAAUGCAAUGUUGGUUGGAGACAAAGCAAAAUUCCUUGCUAUGCUUCUAACACUAAAGUGCAGCAUAGAUGUAGAAAGUGGGGAGCCAGGAGAUGACCUCACUCCAGAAGCUAUUGAAUACUGCCAAAAACUGGGCAGCAAGGCUACAAAAGUCUCAGAAAUCAUAAGCAGCAAAGACAAGGCUAUCUAUGCAGCUAUCCAGAAGGGAAUUUCAGCAGUCAAUGAGAGAGCUGUCUCAAAUGCUCAGAAAGUCCAGAAGUGGGUCAUUCUGGAGAAGGACUUCUCUCUCUUUGGUGGAGAGCUUGGCCCAACAAUGAAACUGAAGAGACCAGUGGUGGCACAGAAGUAUAAGGACCAAAUUGAUCAGUUCUAUAUGGAUACGCUGACCACAACAGAGAAUGCUCUUAGGCGGUAACAUGGCAGCUUUGUGACGUGGUAGAAACUUCCCUGUUGUGCAAGAGUGCUGUCAGCCUGGGCUUCCCUUGAAGGAGUCACUGGGCUCUGUUGAAAUAAAUGAGGCUUGGCUAUCAUGCAGACUCCCUGAAUUGCUUAGCUGUACGUUUUUUUUGGCCUUCUUACUGCAGUAAGUAUGAUUGUGCCCGGUUUCCUAUGUGUAUAUUCAAAUGCUGAGAUAUUCCUGAAUACCU